This is a messenger RNA of Chilo suppressalis (striped riceborer), 982 nucleotides long. The record is from the annotation of a GenBank genome assembly. Lineage: Eukaryota; Metazoa; Arthropoda; Insecta; Lepidoptera; Crambidae.
AUGUCAAAUGUCAAAACAAAAUCGACCGUAGUCUGUCAAAGUCGGGGUAAAGACUUGCACUUUAUUUUGGAGAAAUAUAUUCAGAAAAACAGUUGCUUCCAAUAUCAGGUUAUAAUAAAACACUGGCUCUUCCAAAUAGAUCGACAAGACAACGUUUCACAAUACUGUAACAGCACGCUUGACUGCACCAUGUCACACAGAGAAAGCAAUAUAGAACUCGACGGCUACAUUGACACAGAGUAUUCAUCCGGUGACGCUAACAGAGCGAAAACUAAACAUUAUCAGGAAGAGAACAAUAACGAGAUCAAUGAGCUAUCUAAGGAGCUGUCAGAAAUGGGCUGCAUCGUGGAUGCGGUGAAACGACCCCCCAACGUCUGCAUAGAGACAUGCGUCUACGAUUCGGAACAAGAAGAAGAGAAGACGAAAUCUGUCGAAGAAGAGGACGCUUACUCCGACGAGUUUGAAGAGGAAGAUAAGAGCGAUGGGGAAGUUUCUAUUCGAAGUGUCAAAUCACAACAUAUAUCUGGUAGCGAAAACAGCAAAGGUCUAAUGGUGCCGUCUUCCAUAAAACUUUCUAAAAGUCAGUCUUCUAUGUCACAUAAGGCCCCAGCUUCUGUAUCAGGCAGAUCUAGUGCUGCUUUUGGAUCGGUUUCUGUUCCAUCGACACGAAGGAUAAACAUGUCCUUUUCAAAUGAAAGGUUGCGAGAGAUCGAACGACACAACCACAUACUGUUAACGAAGAUUUUGAGCGCGAGAAACAGUAAGAAAUCUUGUAUACCGGGUAGGGAUCAGCCACCCAGAAGAGCUAUGCCCUCAGCUGCGGUUUCGAGAAAAAAUCAACAAAGACAGAUAGAUCGAGAAAAUAUGAUUUUGCUGAAGAAGAUUCAACGCGCUAAAUCAUCAGUAUCGAGUAUGCGCCGUUGAUACAGAGGCCGCGCCCGGUGCGCGGGCGCCGCGUUACGUUUGUAUGGGCACGAUCGUG